UGCGCAGGCGCGGCUUCCGGUUCCCAGCGGCGUGUUCCUUUCUCCGGGUUCCUGGUAUCCUAGUAAGAGAGGGACCCCAGCUUCUCUCCUUCUACUUUCUACCGCUUUUCGCCCUUUGCUUCCACACUUGCCCCGCAGCUCCAGCUCCCCAGGUCGCUGUUUCAGCCCGCUCGCUUCCACCCGCGACAGACCUAUGGCCGAGCGCGGGGAACUCGACUUAACCGGCGCCAAGCAGAACACGGGCGUGUGGCUGGUCAAGGUUCCUAAAUAUUUGUCACAGCAAUGGGCUAAAGCCCCUGGAAGAGGUGAAGUUGGGAAACUGCGGAUUGCCAAGAAUCAAGGAAGGACUGAGGUGUCAUUUACUUUGAAUGAGGAUCUUGCAAAUAUUCAUGAUAUUGGUGGAAAACCAGCUUCAGUCAGUGCUCCUAGAGAACAUCCAUUUGUCUUGCAAAGUGUUGGAGGACAGACCUUAACAGUAUUUACUGAGAGUUCAUCAGAUAAACUCUCACUGGAAGGAAUAGUGGUACAAAGAGCCGAAUGCCGACCUGCUGCCAGUGAAAACUACAUGAGAUUAAAGAGAUUGCAAAUAGAAGAAUCUUCCAAACCUGUAAGGCUAUCGCAACAACUGGAGAAAGUUGUAACAACAAAUUACAAGCCUGUUGCUAAUCAUCAAUAUAAUAUUGAAUAUGAAAGGAAAAAGAAAGAAGAUGGGAAGCGAGCUCGGGCUGAUAAACAACAUGUACUAGAUAUGCUGUUUUCAGCCUUUGAGAAACAUCAGUAUUAUAAUCUUAAGGACCUGGUGGACAUAACAAAACAACCUGUGGGAUAUCUAAAGGACAUCUUGAAAGAAAUUGGAAUUCAGAAUGUAAAAGGGAUCCACAAAAAUACGUGGGAGCUGAAGCCAGAGUACAGGCAUUAUCAAGGAGAAGAGAAGAGUGACUGAGAGGCCUUGUAGCCAGAAUGCUGAUGGAACAGCUGAGUGGUGAUGCUAACCAACAGCCCUGUUACCAGGAAGCUUGAGCAUCCUGUGUUAAAAGGAGUAAAAUGAUUGGUACUUUAGUUUCUUUUAGUAAAUUUUUUAAAUCUGUAAUUCUAUAAAAUUUCUUAAAGUGGUUUUUGAAAAAGGACAAAUUUAUUUAUAGACUUGUAUUAAACUGUAAAUUCAUGAUGGGGAUUUAGGGAUUAAGAGGGCUUUUCAUUUUAAAUGUUAACUUUUAAAAUGUUAAGAUUUGGAAAUGUUUGCUAAAUGAAGACUUUGUCCUUGCUGCCUAUCUGAGAAACUAAAGUAAAUCAGGUCCAAAGUGAAUGAUAUACAAGGAAUAAAGGUCAACUACAGAAAUCAUUAAAAGGAAUAAAUAACCAAAGCUGCUUUUUUCUGAA
This is a messenger RNA of Marmota monax (woodchuck), 1380 nucleotides long. RefSeq names its product general transcription factor IIF subunit 2 (gene Gtf2f2). Bases 194 to 943 code for a protein of 249 amino acids. Gene Ontology annotation, biological process: transcription initiation at RNA polymerase II promoter; transcription by RNA polymerase II. Lineage: Eukaryota; Metazoa; Chordata; Mammalia; Rodentia; Sciuridae. The transcript has 8 exons. The record is from RefSeq and is a predicted model, not a curated record. Gene Ontology annotation, cellular component: transcription factor TFIIF complex.